Molecule: messenger RNA, 3676 nt
Organism: Cyprinus carpio (common carp)
Lineage: Eukaryota; Metazoa; Chordata; Actinopteri; Cypriniformes; Cyprinidae
Product: transcription factor RelB homolog
Biological process (GO): canonical NF-kappaB signal transduction; non-canonical NF-kappaB signal transduction; cellular response to stress
Cellular component (GO): cytoplasm
Molecular function (GO): DNA-binding transcription factor activity, RNA polymerase II-specific; RNA polymerase II cis-regulatory region sequence-specific DNA binding
Source: RefSeq, a predicted model, not a curated record
CGUAAGGGGAUUUCCACCCACCAGAUCAGACCUCUAGUACUAAGAAAAAAAAAGGGGGAAGAAAUACGGAGCGAAGGUGUUCUGUUCUGUUUGUCAUGUCACAGUCGUUGGCGGCUGAGCAACAGCUAAGCGGUCUCUCAUUUUCUCUCGGGAUUUCUUUACCCAAAAAGCGUCAGUUAACUUCAGGCUUCCAAAAGAAACAGGCGAAGCACCCGGAAAUGAGUCCGUAACGCGGUGAUCUGAUCACUGUUUCGGAGGAUUGCGAUUCAACACAAUAACGACCUACGAGAGAGUGUAACGAGAUCAUUUCUUCUUCUUCAUUGUACCUGCAAUGAGAAACAUGAGCGUUCGGAACGGCACAGCGGGAGACCUUUAUCUAGAUAUUAUAGACGAGUACCUCACGGAGAAAACGAUCAAAGAACGGACCGUGAUGCUCCCUGGUCCUCCUCCUCCACCUGUGGACCAGGACAUCCAGCCGGUUGAUCCUCCGUCUAGAAGCAGGAGAAGCACCCCAGUGCUGGUCUCCAGAGGAGCAGCUCCACAUAGCCCAUACAUCCUUGACCAGACCCCAACGGCGCACACUGAUCGUAUGGCACCCAUGCAUUCCAUGCGAGGCCAAAAAGUGCCAUCUCAGCGACGUGGACAGUCAUCUGCAGCGCAACAGAGACUUCAUCCUCCGCAGACUGGAACAGAACAUCUGGAGCGCUUCCUGGAAAAGCCAGUGCUGGUGGUGGUGGAGCAGCCGAAGGAGCGUGGCAUGCGAUUUCGCUAUGAGUGUGAGGGACGAUCCGCGGGCAGCAUACUUGGAACCUCCAGCACUGACUCCAGCAAGACGCUGCCUGCCAUUGAAAUUCAAGGCCCCAUUGAUAAUAUCAAGAAAGUGAUGGUCACCGUGUCUCUUGUGACAAAGGACAUCCCACACCGCCCACAUCCACACUGCUUGGUCGGGAAAGACUGUGCAGAUGGCAUCUGUGUCAUCCACAUCAAUCCCCACAGCACUCGUCGACACAGCUUUGCGAAUCUGGGCAUCCAGUGUGUGCGGAGGAAGGAACUUGAUGCCUCACUUCAGAAGAGGAGGAAUAAGAAUAUUGAUCCGUUUAACACGGGCCACUCUAAGAGCAUUGAGGACAUGGACAUGAACGUGGUGAGACUGUGUUUCCAGUGUGAGCUGGAACGAAAGGACGGAGAGCGAAUUCCCCUCGCACCUGUGGUUUCCAACCCCAUUUAUGACAAGAAGGCGACCACAACAGCAGAGCUGAAGAUCAAUCGGCUUAAUGUUGUCAGAGGCCCCUGCACAGGAAAGACUGAAAUUUACAUGCUCUGUGACAAAGUGCAGAAAGAUGACAUUGAGAUAAUCUUCUGCAAGGACGACUGGGAGGCCAAGGCGGAGUUUGCUCAGACUGAUGUCCAUCGACAAAUCGCCAUCGUCUUCAAGUCCCCGCCCUUCAGGGAGCAGAAUAUAACCGAGGAGGUGGAGGUCAGCGUGUGUCUACGCCGCAUGUCUGACCGGAUGGACAGCGAGCCAGUCAAUUUCACAUAUGUUCCAGACAACGCAGAUCCUUACGGAGUCAACCGCAAGAGGAAAAUGAAAUCUGAUGUGAAGUUCAGCGAGCCAUGCAGCGCUCCUCAAAAUCAAGACACUGUGAACGAACUCGGCAUGCCACAGCAUUUUGAAAACCCAUUCUACACCUCUCCCGAUUUUAACAUUCCCAAUGCUUCCAUGGCAGUCCCUGUUAUGGACGGAGGCGUCCACAUGCCAUCCCAGGUUAUGGAGAAAAUUCAUUACAAUGACGACUUCAAACAAGAGGAUGGUUGUAUUAGCAUGGACCUAGACACUUUAGAUACUGUCUUCCAAAGCAUUUCCCAAUGCUUGGCCCAGCAAGGUUCAGACCAGCUUCUAAAUCAGUUGUUGUUUCCUGGCGAUCUCAGCUUUGGGUUAGACGGCACAGAUACGAAAUUGAACGUCAAUCAACCGAUGAUGAACAUGUCGUCUAUAAACGACGUGCACUUCAGUCAGAUGGUGAAUGAGAGUCAGGUCUAUCCAACAGAUCUGGAGAACAUCGAAGGCCUCAUUUUCUCCACUGUGAAGAACGAGAAUGACCUGGACCACUGAAUGCCACUGUGGACUCUUAUGUCUUAGAUACUAUUGGGACUUUGUACAUACAGUCAAUGUUGACUAUAAAAUAAUUCUGGACUAGGAAAAGACACCGACUUCAGAAGUCAAACUUGCUAUUGACUGCCAAACCUGUUCAGCUGGCACUAUCUGACUUCCUGUUUGGUAGUAUGAACGUACUAAUGAAGUAAAUAACCUGCUCAGCCGCUGGUCUUAAGAAUGGACAAGACACUGAGGCUAAUGAUAGCCAAUGAAAGGCAUUCUAGUAAAAAGGGAGCAACAGCUGCUGCUCAGCUGCUCGUGAUGUGCCAGUUAUGAAAUGUGAUCCGUCAUUCAUUCGCUAAUUUAUUGUGUGGGUUUCAGAGCAGAACCUAUUAGUAUUGUGUAGAUGGUCCCAGACCCAAAUUCACUUCAUUUUUAAGUGUUAUAUGUAACAUAUUUGUUUUGAGCAUUUCAGAAUAGUUCAUCCAUAGAGGAAUUUCAGUUAACAGCAUUAAGGGGACAAACUGAGACAUUUAAACACAAUUCUGAAGUAGCAGUUGGAUUAAUUCAUACCAAAUCUGAUAACAUGAUCAAGCUAGGUGUGUUGACAUAGUAAAAGCCAUUUCUAAUCGGCAACAAUAAAAUCCUGCACUGAAUCCUCUACCCAUUGGUGGCUGUUUGUAACUCCUGAUGGUUAACCGGUUGGCACUAUGCUAGGCUGUUAGGAGCUGUUCACACAGAACACAUUCUUCAACUUCACUGUGAUGCUUUUCCAUUGUUUUUCUAUGUAAACAUGCACAAGAUGGAUGUGUUUGACUGUUGCACUUGUGUCUUGUGCAGCGUAUUGUGCAUGACACAAUGUUCUAAAAACAGCACUCAAGUUAAAAAAGGUCAGCUUUUAUAAACGUGUCUCUUGACCUUGCGCUUUUGAUUUAGUUUUUUUUCAUUCUACUGCCUGUGUCUCAUGCUUUUAAACACAAAGAAAUCUGUGUGAAUGGCUUCUAAGCUUGAUAACCGAAGUCUUAACUGAAAACACAAAUUAAGGUAAAUGUUUCAUUUCUUUGGCUUCGGUAAUAUAAUGUUUAUGUAAUUUAAAAUACAUUAACACAUUUUAAUAGGUCAGAGGGGAAUUUGGAUUGGAGCCCCACCCACAAAGAAAUCUCAUUGGUCUAUUAAAGUUCUAAAAUUGGACUUAAGUUGUAUAUUUAACAAGUUCUGGUUGGCUGCUUUGCACAGGAUUUUAUUUUUUCAGAGAUAACAGUCAAAUUAUCCUGGAAACUUGUCACGCCUGGUCAUGAUGUGAAGUUAUGGGAAACUGAAAUGAAUGUUGUUGAGUCAGUGGCAAAAAGAUUCCAGUGAUUUUUGUCUGUCUGUCAUAUCAAUGUUUGAAGGAAGCUGGGUACACAGGCAUAACUAUUGGAAAGCAUUUAGUUCUUUUAUACAUAUAUAAUGUCUGUAAUACUGCUGUGAUUUUUAUUGUGCUGUGUAAAAUUCCUUUAGUUGCAUUCAAAUAUUGUCACAUUCUGCUUCUUAUAGUGUGUUGCUGCUGUCUAUAUUAAAAUCAUGUGUUCUGGAAAAUGA